This is a messenger RNA of Lachnellula hyalina, 3360 nucleotides long. RefSeq lists its product as uncharacterized. Bases 1 to 3360 code for a protein of 1119 amino acids. The record is from RefSeq and is a predicted model, not a curated record. NCBI's taxonomy places the organism in Eukaryota, Fungi, Ascomycota, Leotiomycetes, Helotiales, Lachnaceae. The transcript has 9 exons.
AUGACCCCUUUGAGUUUUUGGCUGGCCUUGGUUUUCGCCAACAGCACUUUGGCCCAAAUAUAUCCAGAUGCUCGUACCACACUAAUGAAACGCGCAAACAGUCCAACAACCCUAGUAGCAGGCUCCAAUUCGACGUUAUCAAGACUGGCCACGAGAACAAGCUCCCAUACCGUAUUAUCAAACUCGACCACUGCCGCUACAAGAGUAUCUUCUUCAACAUUGAUGACUUCCUGCAGCUACGUCACAACCGUAUUCCCAUCUAGUCUUCAGUCUAUUGCGGGGACGGGCACUCAGAAAUAUUGUACUUGUGGAGAGACAAUGGCCGGAAUUAAUCUUGCUACAUCUGGCACAUCAACUACAUCAUACUGCGCGUUGGGCACUCCUCCUCCAGCUGGUUUCUCCCAAGUUCCUGCCGGGUCAAAUGGAGAGCCCGCCUGGCAAUCGAAGGACUGCGAAUCCCCUUUCUUCAAAGACACUACAUUAAAUCCCAGUACUCGGUGGGCCAGCAUGUUUGCGGAACAAGCAUGGAAGGACGCUAUCACUUACUGGAAUGCAAACCAAAACACCGGAUUGUCUUUCAUCCAGGUUGUCAGCGAGUUCUUCAAUGGACCCCAAGGGAUAGAAUGCGGCAAGGUGGCGGACAAAAAUAACUGCAAUGCCGGAACAUCAUGCACGAAUGGCUACACGGCUGCAGCAUGGCUUGUCAUGGAGAGUUUGGUGUUAGUGAGCGAUAUGAAUGUCAACUUUUACAAUGCACUCCAAAGUGCCGAGACGGCAAUCACACCUGAUAUUGGAGCUUUUAGCGGAGCUUUUGCGCCGAUUGACAAUAGUGAAGAGAUUUUCAAAACAAUUUUAGAUUUUGUCGCCUUGGGGGCUGCGGUUGGGCUCUCCCCUGUAUGGAAUUCAUUAUUGAAGAAUCUCCAGUAUUUCAAGGCGAACCCGAACACUCUUGGCACAAUCAAGGAUUCUAUAAAUCCUAUGAUCAGCCAAAGUGUCACGAUCACAAAAGAUAACUCUGCUGCGUCGUCUUCUAUUGAAAAUACGAAUAAGAUCGACGAGAACAUGAACGGCAUGGUCCAAGUGUGGCAACAGACGAUUGAUCAAUUGAACACGCAGUUGUUCAAUGGAUCGGCUGCUUCUAUCGAUGCACUGCACGCCUUGAUCACCAACGGUAAGAUGCUCUCCGGUGAUGUCGUAAUAAGCGACCAGGACGCCCAGGCUCCGAUUGAGAAAACCAUCUAUGGCUACAUGAUCCCACAAGCCUGGAAGCUAUCCAAUACUAAUGUCACGCCGUUCAUCGUAGAUACUGGUGCCGCAUGCGACACUCCGCCAAAGGACGGUCAUGUGCCUGCGAAAGCACUCUCAGCUUGUGUUGAUAACAAAUUAUACUACCUAGUCUCUGUACAAGGGCCCUCGAGGUCCUGUACCGCUACGAUGAACAUCGAUUGCGAUGAUAACCCGUAUUCUAACGUCCCCGGGGGAGACCUUCUCGACGGCAAAGCUUGGGGGGGCGUUACAGGAGCUGAUUUUGUUCAAAGUGCACUUGCAGGAAAAGCUGCAAAUGGCGGAAAUAAUGGCUGGUCAAUGGUUGACCCAACUGCAGCGCUCGACAAUGAAAGUGAUUUGCUACUGAACGGCAACGGGAUUGAUAUGGCUGGCGUUACGCAGAUCCCAAUCUUUGUAGAUGCUGAAUUUGGAUCACCCAAGCCGCAGGAGUUGGUAUUUACCGAGAUACCACUCCUCCGCCCUUUUCGGCCUCCCAAUUCUCCCGCGCUCCGCCCCUUCACGGGCAAUACCCUCGCUCGACCCAAUCUUCCCUACCUGUCCAAUUCCAGCCAGCGACCAACUGCGCGCUUUAUGACCGUGGAGACGAAGCAAUGGUUCAAGGACGAGGUCAAGAAGGGCAUGAAGUACACGGCGUACAUAUACACAUUUGUGGCCCUGGGCCUCAUCAUAACAUUUGGGAUAUAUCAAGAACGAUUUGAACGCCAAUACCACCCGCCCCCCGAAUGGAGAUGGGUCACUCGAUACCAGUGGAAAAUGGCGAUGCAUGCAGAAGACCCAGAGAAUCCGGAGCUGGCAUUUGUGGAUUAUGCCAACACUGGAUCCGUCUACCAAUUGCUCAUUGCCAGGCUUGAAGACCCCAAUGGAGAAGGUGCUGGGCUGCAGGAACAGGGCGAGGGAGGAAUACUGGUGGAGGGGGUCGGCAGAACGGGGUUCGACAUUUCAAACAAGUCAGAGCAAUGGCGUCGCGGGUAUUAUGGAGCUCUGAUGGGAGCAGCGAGGGCCGCGGAGCACCUAGACGACUGCGUGAGAGACCCGGUGAGAAUGCUCGUGUUCCCAAAGUCUGUUGUGCCUGGCCCUUCGAACCCGAACCCGAAACCGAUCCCGCCUGGAGCAGCAAUUCCAUCGAGAGAAGAAGACUGCGAGAAAGCUUACGAGUCUCCGGAGACAUUCUACAUGCGCAUUCUUACAACGAAAGGGUUCACCGAGAAGCAGCGAGUGGACGCUGCGUUGGCAUAUGGGGCCUGGCUGGACUUCAAAGAAACGCACGAUACGGCAUUAGAGAUGUAUAAAUGGGCCAUGGACAUUGCGACCUCGAGCUCAACAUCUACGAAGCCUGUGAUUGACAAAGCGACUGGGACUAUUGACCCCACUGCGGGACCACCAAGUGCCAACGUACUUGCGGUAGCAACAGCGAUUGCUGUUCAUCAUGCGUUGUGCUCAAACCUCGCACUCGCCCUUCCAGUCUUCAUCUCCAUCCUUCGCUCACGCAGGUCGUUACCAGACCCUCCGAGCAACCCCCAACUCGAAUCCGCACCGGACGGAGAUACUAGCAUCGCGAAGACCAUUGCAUCAUUCAUACAUGGCAUCUUCGUCGUACCCCCCUACCCCCCACCGCCACCAGAUGGCACCGAACCACCACAGCGAACAUCCCAAGAGUUAUGCGAAGAGGCAGGGGUGAUGACGAACAUUGGGGAAAUCCUAUUCGCCUCGAAAAGCAGCAAAACGAGCAAGGAGGAUGGGUUGGCCUGGACAAGGGAAGCAGUUGAUAUCGCAGAGGAGGAACUGAGAACCAAAAGACCUGACAAGGAGGCCAAAAAGACAUGCAAACAAUGCUUGGAAGUGGCCAUUGGCAAUUGGGAGACGAUGGUUGAAAGGCUUGCAAGCGAAGAGAGGGAGGCCAAAGCGCAGGGCGGGAAAGUUGGGGGUUGGUUGGGUUUUGGAGGAGAGGAGCAAAAGGACAUGGCUGGGAGGUGGGAGAGCGAGGAGAAUGUUGUCAAGGAGAGGAGGCGGAGGGUGAUGGAGCUUCUUGAAGUGAUACCGGGACCUAAGUGGACUUCGAUCUUGUCUGUUUGA